AUGAGACUGCAGAAAGGUUGCAAAGCGCAGCGCAACCACUUUGCCCCCCAGACGGUGAGGAAACUACUGGAGCAAAAACGGCAGCAGCAGACGGGCCCUGCAGUGACUUUAGAAGAUGCCAACAGGCCAGCUGAGCCUCCAAUCCUGGAGCCCCCUGGAGCAACAGAGGGAGGGGGCCCCACUCCAGGGCAGGCCGCAGCUCCUGUGUAUCCAGCCCCCGCCUUCCCUGUCUGGCAGCCAGACGCCUCCAGCCAAGCCGCCUUCCCCGACUACCGCUACCACCACGGCAUGGACACCACCAAGAACUACCACCUCCAGCCUCCAGGUGCCUCCUACAACAUGAACCCCUUCACCCCACUGGAAGCCAGUGCUUAUGGGGCAGCAGGGGCCGGGGCUGCUGAGGAAGUCUAUGGCUCCAAGAUGGCACCUGUGGUGGAUUAUGAGAAGGCAGCCACCGAAGACCAGGCCUUGAACCCCUAUCCAGCCCAUGGGGUCACCUGGCUGGGGCUCGAGGUGUCGGGGCUGGAGCAGAACCACUCCUCUCUGCUUCCUGCUGGAAAUUACCUGCCCGUUUCUAUGGAGGUGGAUCCAGGGGAGCUGGCCCAAGCCCGGGCUAAGAUCCAGAACAUGGAACUCGCUCGUCUGCUUCAGCAGGAUGAGGAUGGGGACAUGCUCCUACAUCUGUUUGUGGCUCAGGGACUCCGCCCAUUGGCUUACGCUGCAGCGGAGAUGCUCCGAGGCUGUGGACAUCUGGACGCGAAAGAGCACAGGGGAAAGACUCCCCUGCUGGUGGCAGCUGCCGCCAACCAGCCGGAGAUUGUGAAAGACCUGAUCAUGCUGGGCGCAGAUGUCAACGCUGUUGACCAGAAGGGCCAGACCGUGCUGCACCUCGCCGCCACCUAUGGGCUACCCAAUGUCAUUUCUGCUGUCAUGCUGGUUGGUGCCCCUAUCAAUGUGGAGGCCAGGAACUUUGAAGGUCUGACCCCACUGCACUGUGCUGUCAUCUCCCACAAUGCCGCCUUCCAGUCGCAAAGCAUGGAGCCGUCCUCCAUGCACCACCUGCAGAACCUGUUGCUCUGUAUCCAGCUGCUGCUGCAACUGGGGGCGGACUACAAGAGCCAGGAUCUGAAGAGCAGCAAAACCUCCCUGCACUUGGCAGUCCAGGCUGGGAACCAGCUUCUGGUCCAGUUCCUUCUCCAGCAAGCUGGGCAAGACCUCUAUAACUUUGUAAACAUGAAGGCUCAUGGGAACACCGCACUGCACAUGGCCGCAGGGCUGCACGGCCACCCCUUCCAAGAGCAGAUCAUGACCCUCUUGCUACACCACUGGGCUGAUCCCAGCACCCGGAAUCUGGAGAAUGAGCAGCCGGCUCACCUCUUGGCUCCCGGACCAGCUACAGAACAGCUGCGCCUGUUGUUAAGAAGCCGCCGUACUGGUGCUGGUCCCACUCAUGGCCCACCUCUUUCCUGA
This is a messenger RNA of Hemicordylus capensis (graceful crag lizard), 1470 nucleotides long. RefSeq names its product NFKB inhibitor delta (gene NFKBID). Gene Ontology annotation, molecular function: protein binding. Gene Ontology annotation, biological process: regulation of gene expression. NCBI's taxonomy places the organism in Eukaryota, Metazoa, Chordata, Lepidosauria, Squamata, Cordylidae. The record is from RefSeq and is a predicted model, not a curated record. The transcript has 12 exons. The coding region runs from base 1 to 1470 and encodes 489 amino acids. Gene Ontology annotation, cellular component: nucleus.